Molecule: messenger RNA, 1140 nt
Organism: Ochlerotatus camptorhynchus
Lineage: Eukaryota; Metazoa; Arthropoda; Insecta; Diptera; Culicidae
Gene: SrpRbeta
Product: signal recognition particle receptor beta
Exons: 3
Coding region: 208-942 (244 amino acids)
Source: RefSeq, a predicted model, not a curated record
UGUCAGCAGUCAGCAGCAGAGCAGCUUACGUUCGCACAAACUGUCAUCAGACGUGGUCAUUGCCGUACCGUUUUCUGCGAGUCGUGUUUUGCUGCUGGACUCGUUUCAUCCCAAGCAGUUUCAUCUUGUGCGGCGUCCUGCAGAUCUGGCCGAUUCCUUUCACUUUCCACUGUCGUCGAAUCCGAACCUAAAACCCCUUUCGUCGUCAUGGAAGGAACGAAAGGAAACUCUCUCCCCAGGGGAACAAGUUCACAGCCGAAAGAUGAUCUGGACCAGACGCCCAUCUUCCUAGCGGUUCUCGUUGUCCUCAUUACUCUCAUGCUCUUGUACGUUUGGAAGAAGAAGCGCACCGCACGAUCUGACGUACUACUAAUGGGCCUGUGCGAUUCGGGUAAAACACUGCUGUUUUCACAUCUGAUUUUGGACGAGGAGAAAGAAACGUUUACUUCGAUCAAGGAAAACGUAGGUUACCUGACGGCCGCCAGCGGAGAGCUUCGAGUGGUUGACGUUCCCGGCAACGAACGACUCCGCGGGAAGUUCUUUGAUCAGUACAAAAAUUUGGCCAAGGCGAUUGUCUACGUCAUCGACAGCGUUACGGUGCAAAAGGACGUUCGGGAUGUUGCCGACUUUCUGUACACUAUUCUGGCAGACAAGGCCACGACAAACCUUCCGGUGAUCGUCCUAUGUAACAAGCAGGACGAAACACUGGCCAAGGGCGAUGGCGCAAUCAAGAGUCUACUGGAGAAGGAAAUAAAUUUGGUUCGUCAGACGCGAACGAGCGAGCUGCAAUCGGUGGACCCGCAGAGUGCCGGCGCAGUUUUUCUUGGCAGAUCUGAUAAAGAUUUCGAGUUCGGUCAGCUUUCGCAGAAGGUGAAACUGGUUGCCUGUUCUGCUAAGGAGUGCCAGCUCGAGGAUUUGAAUGCAUUUUUGGAUAGUUUGUAAGGCAGUGUACGUAUUUUUGUUUCAUGCUUAUUAGCAUUAUUAAUUACUUUUAGAAUUGUGGUGGGAAAACCUGAGCACCGAGAGCAAGGUUUUCUUUUUUUUUCUGUUCAUCUUAUUUGUUCGGUCUCUUUCUCUUAAUCUUCCAUUAUGAGUCCAAUGUGCUCUGUUGUCGUGAAUAAAUAUUUCGAAGAAAUGAAA